Molecule: messenger RNA, 3492 nt
Organism: Diaporthe citri
Lineage: Eukaryota; Fungi; Ascomycota; Sordariomycetes; Diaporthales; Diaporthaceae
Exons: 3
Coding region: 1-3492 (1163 amino acids)
Biological process (GO): calcium ion transmembrane transport; intracellular calcium ion homeostasis
Cellular component (GO): endomembrane system; membrane
Molecular function (GO): calcium:proton antiporter activity
Source: RefSeq, a predicted model, not a curated record
AUGGACCAUCCUCACCAAAACAAGCCAGACGACGCCAGUGAGGCGUCGCGCCGCUCCUCGGUCGCGCCCUCGCCCACAGACGUCCGGAGUGCGAGCAGAUACGAGUCCAUCACCGGCCGAGACGACGACGGUUUCUCAGAGAGCUACCAGUCUACAGAUACUGUGCGGAGGAGACCAGAUGCUACAGCAGGAUACGGCACCAGCAGCCCUUCCGUUGGCACCGCAUCCUCGUCACAAUAUCUCGAGCCUACGACUUCCAACGAGCAACGACACCACCAGCGCAUGGGAACCAACUCGUCACAACUGUCUCGCUCCCCCGUACCGCCAUCCACCCACGACCGCGGAAGGGCCAAGCCGCGCAAGCCACCACUGUCGCGACGAGCUUCCUCCAAUGCCCAAGCACCGCACCGCGGAGGCGUCUUCUCUGUGGACGAUGCCCUUGACGAGAUCGAGGCGGACCAGGUGAACGAGCUGCAGCAAAGCUACUCAACCGUGCGGAGGAGGCAAGCCACGGCGCCAAAAUUGAGCAGGAUACAGUCGAGCCGGGACGCGGCCGGAUCCAGCGAGGACGUGCCACCACCGAAGACCCCAGUAAUUGUAGAGGAGCAGAACGAUGACGCCCCAGAUGCAGAGGCCGGGGAAGGGAGCGUACAAGCAGGCGACGGGAUAGACGAAGAUACGCCUGUCGACGACGAUGAAGAUGACGGUGACAUCAGCGACGCCGAGAGCUUCACGCUCAAGGACAGGCAGGCGGCCAUAAACGAGACGCACCCAUUUGGUAUCAGGCUGUGGAAACCUGCUCUCUACAAGAAGGACAGAUCGGUCCAGAAGAAUGCAGAGGUGGACAUUCACAGCUCGCCCGGCGGCAGGGUCAGUAAUUGGCUACUUUUGUUCAACAUUGUUUGGACACUCUGUUUUGGCUGGUGGAUGGCCCUGAUCGCCUUCACGGGCGCUGUCGUGUGUUUCCUCUUCGCCGCGGCUCCUAGCGCGCUUGAGUAUGGACGUGUGCUGUGGGGACUUGCAGGCUACCUCUUCUACCCCUUCGGCAAAUUCAUCCGACUUGAGCAGCAGGAGGCGUACAUCGAUGAGGACCAGGGCGAGGGCAGAAGUAUUAGCGAGUAUGAGCAGUGGCAGAGCGGCGAUCUGGAAUACGGAAGGCUGUUCUUCGGUCCCGACAUGGGCACCCGUUCUAUCGUCGGAAGAUCACGAAGGAGUAUCGAUUCCGAGCCCAGCGAGACCGACAGCCUGCUGGGACGCGGUCGGGGCCACCACGGCCACAACAGCGACGACGAUCUGCCCCGUAUCAAGAGGCGGCUCUUUGGACGUGGUCAGUGGAACAUUGGCCGGCUCAUCUUCUUCAUCUUCUUUUAUGCCCUCAUCAGCCCAUCACUUUUCAUCGUGUCAGCUAUAUGCUGGUUUCUGGUCUUCUGGAUCCCAAUGGGCAAGGUCACAAUGCUCCUCUUCGAUCAUCUGCGCCGACACCCCUUGGCCUUAUCGUUCGAGACCGACAUCUCGUACGCUCGCAUCCCGGCGGCACCUCACUCUUCCGUUAUUGUCUGCACCUAUCGGGCUGUCGGACUCAAGUACUGGAAGUACACGGUUGAUGGCACUAACAUCUUCCUCAUCAACCUCAUGGCCGUUGUGCUAUUCGUCAUCCUCGAUUGGGCGCUACUGGAGGGCGUUUUCCAGGUCCACAACUUCAUCACGUCCCCAGGCUUCCUCUUCGUUGCUGGUCUACUCUCCAUCAUCCCUCUGGCGUACUUCAUUGGUCAAGCUGUGGCUUCCAUCUCGGCGCAGUCAUCCAUGGGAUUCGGCGCCGCCAUCAACGCGUUCUUCUCUACUAUCGUGGAGGUCUUCUUGUACUGUGUCGCGCUCAAGGACGGAAAGGGCGCGCUUGUGGAAGGCAGUAUUGUGGGCUCUAUCUUUGCCGGCAUCUUGUUCCUGCCUGGCUUGUCCAUGUGCUUCGGAGCCAUCAAGCGCAAGACGCAGCGCUUUAACGCCCGCUCGGCCGGUGUGACAUCUACGAUGUUGCUCUUCGCAGUGAUCGGCGCGUUUGGCCCCACCCUGUUCUAUCAGAUAUACGGCUCUCAUGAACUGAACUGUGUGGACUGCAUCAGUAGUGGUCAUUCCAAGCACGGCCAGGGAGCCAGGGAUUGCCGUCGCUGCUAUUUCAGCCAGACUCCCGCCCUGGAUGAACGGUUCUAUCUCGAGGCGGUCCGCCCAUACUGCUACAUGGCGGCUAUUCUGCUGUUUUUGAGCUAUGUCAUUGGCCUCUGGUUUACACUACGCACCCACGCCGCAGUGAUCUGGAACAGCGAACAGGACGAGAAAAGGCACGAGGAACAAAUGCACCACUCUGCAAUGGGUGGCCGCUCAGCCCCUCGCAGCGGUUACCCAUCCAUUGGCGAGGCCAGUGGUGCAGACGUGCGCGACAGCCAGAUUUACAAGCGAACUCUGGGCCAGACCCUUAGGCAGGUAGGUCUGCAGCCCAGCACUUCCAGUAAUGGCGCUGCCGUGACACCGCACAUCCCGCCUCCAAGGUCCGACACCGUCAGCUCGGCAGUAAACAUCCCGGGGUUCUCGGAAGCCGAGAAUAGUCAGCUCGUGCAGCAGAUCGCCGAGAUUGCGAGCACGGCUGCUACCGCUGCCGCUAGAGACGCGCGGAGCAGCGUUGCUAAGAGCACCCCUGCGACGACACCUCACCUGCCGCAGGGUCACUCCUCUGGGAGGGAAACGGCUAUGAGCUCCCACCGACCGCCGCCCAUCCGCACCGCUACGUUCCCCGAGCACGACGAUCCCCUCGGUGCCGAGGCGCACACGGGCGGUCACGGAGGACACGACGCCCCGAAUUGGAGCAGGACCAAGUCUGCCGUCAUCCUGAUGGGUGCGACCGUGCUGUAUGCGAUCAUUGCGGAGAUUCUUGUGGACACGGUGGAUGUGGUCCUCGAGGGCUUUGCGAUUGACGAGAAGUUCCUGGGUAUUACGCUCUUCGCGUUGGUGCCGAAUACCACAGAGUUCUUGAACGCCAUAUCCUUCGCCAUGAACGGCAACAUCGCCCUCUCGAUGGAGAUCGGUUCCGCAUAUGCGCUGCAGGUUUGCCUCCUCCAGAUCCCGGCGCUGGUGCUCUUCAGCGCCGUGUACACCAUCACGCUGCCCAACGGCGAGGUGCCGCUCGACAUGGCCAAGUACACGUUCAGCCUGCUGUUCCCCCAGUGGGACAUGGUGACGGUUAUCCUAUGCGUGUUCCUGCUGAGCUACAUGUACGGCGAGGGCAAGAGCAACUACUUCAAGGGGUCCAUCCUGCUGCUGAGCUACCUCGUUGUCGUCACGGGGUACUACUUCACGGGCUUUGGCGUCGGCAUCGACUCCAUGGGCGCGGGGAGCAGCAGGUUCGACGUGUGGGACGCCCAGGCUGGCGGGUGGUCGGCCCGGGACGCCGGCGCGGAGAGCUUCAAGACUGUUGGGAGGACUGCCUCGGGCGUUGUGUACUGA